AACAGUCAUGAGAGUGCAUGAGAGUCUCGAAGCCCUGAGGCCACCUGAGGCCCUGUAUACUACUAGUGUGAUACAUCCAGCAGAAUAUUCCUUUUCUUGCUCCGCUCCGUGGACACGGCAUAUGACGGCAUUCCAGCUGCGAUCUUCAUGAGUGGCAGCGUAGUUGCAUAGUAUAAUUGCAUGAUUGAAAUGUCAGCAGCGUAAACUAUCAACGUAUUUUCUGAUCUGGGAAGUAAUUACUGCAGCUGAGAACGUCAACAUGAUCCGCAAUAUCAUAAGGCAGACACUGCUGCCUCAGGCGGGCAUCUUGAACAAGGGCAUGGCUGCAACAAACCUAGCCCGUGCAGCCACAACCAAGCCUGCCAGCAAGGCAGUCAACUUGGACCACUUUGACCCAACGCAAGUUCAACUGUUGGAAGAGCAGUGCAUUCUAGUCGACGAGCAAGAUCGCGCUCUUGGAUCAUGCAGCAAGAAAGACUGCCACCUGAUGGAGAAUAUCAACAAGGGGUUCUUGCACAGAGCCUUCAGUGUCUUCUUAUUCAAUUCAAAAAAUGAGCUACUGUUACAGCAGCGGUCUGAUGCAAAGAUAACAUUUCCAGGUCGCUUCACCAACACCUGUUGCAGCCAUCCCCUCCACAUACCAGAUGAGUUAGAGGAAGCAGAUGCUCUAGGUGUCAAGAGAGCAGCACAGCGUAGGCUUUUCAUUGAGCUUGGAAUUGAUCCAAAUGAGGUGCCUGUGGAUGAGAUCCGGUACCUUACACGCAUCCUCUACAAGGCUCCCUCUGAUUCUACAUGGGGGGAAAAUGAAGUCGACUACAUCCUAUUUGUGCAUAAAGAUGUAGCCAUCAAACCCAAUCCCAACGAAGUGAAGGAAUCGCUUUACAUAUCCAAAAAGGACAUGUUACACUUCAUAUCCUCACUUGAAGUGCAAGGCCAGGUGAUAACACCGUGGUUCAAGCUCGUGGUGGAGAACUUUCUAUUUGAGUGGUGGGACAACCUGCACAACCUUAGCAAGUUUGAAGACCAUGCGACCAUACAUCGUUUGACAGCCAAGACCUCCUAGCAGCCUUUCAUUUUCAAUGGACCAGUCUCUGUGAAAGACUUUUUAACCGCUCUGAUACCUCACCCUAAUUCGUUGUUUUUACUGUUGCACCUGUUUUUAUUUAUCUUUAUAAGUUUUGUUAUAAUGUGACUCAUCUGUUCUGACAGUGAAUACAUGCUGGUGCUUAGAUUUUUAUAUGAGUAGUAAACACCAUCUAUAGCCAAGUCAGAGGAUUUCUGCAGUAGUUAGCAAGGUGGAGGAAGAUGCACGAUAGGAAAUUUGGCAUCUGCCCAGAAUUAGCACAUGGCUACUCAUAUCAGCUUUCUUGUAGCCUCAUGCUAUAUCAGGUGGGUGGGUGACAUGCAGCCAAGACACUGAAACUGAUUAAAGCUGCAUCUUAAAGAGACUAAGCAGCACCUUUGUCGAAGGGGCCUACCUUCAUAUCUGUGGCUUUUCAUAUCUUCUGGCCUUUGCAACUGCAGGGAAUAGCACCCAAUGCACUCUCUGACAUACUGUGUGCUCCCAUUCAGUAUGUGUGCCUCGAUGCAUACAGGUUGACAAAAAAUUAUUAAGGACAAACAUUCAGAAAUGUAAACAAGUGCAUGGCGAACGCCCUUUAAAGAAAAUCGUCUUUCGGUUUUAUUACAAGUCCCUUUUGUUUCAUUUUUUUAUUAAGAGUCACAUAACUUUCAAUGGGCAGCUUAACCUUGAGCUAGAAAGGGCAUGUUUUUCCGGUGCUAUACUACGUUCGUAUUAUCGCCUCCCAGCCAGUCUACAUGGGUCAGAAGGAAUGGGCUUGGUAAUUAUUAAAACAGAUGGCAAUUGUCUUCUGGCAUAAGGAAACAAUCAUUUUUUUUUUAUGUGUUAACAGCAUGAGUUGCACUUCCAGAGUGACAGCUGGGCAUGUGGGUCAUGAUUGCGUGGAAACCUCUCCGUACUUAAUGCAGUGCAGCUGUGAUGUACAGCAACAGUGCUGUUUUUACUGUUCGACAUUGCUAGUCUCAGUAGUUAGAUGUACAGUCACGAGCAAAAGUCUAGAGACCACGGAUACCAUGAAAAACUUCGUUAUUCGCAGCCUAGGCGUGCAGGCCGGAAUCAAGUGGUACAGCCUAUGUGCACCUGUUUACCAAUGUAACACAUUGAGAUAAUUUCAUGUUGCAUGGCUAUAGUAGAUGAAAUUUAAAAUUUUUUGCUGAUGCAGUCAUCUAUACUUUGGGUCCCGGCAGUACAUCAGUAGGAGAGCCUACUGCCCCAUCUUGCACUUGACCAUCUGACUGCUGCAGAUGAAGCAUCAGAGUGCAUUUUGUGCAUGUUGUUAGUUUAACUAAUCCCUAUGUAAUCUUGUAUGAGGUUAUAUUUAUGCCACUGAGACUUAUCCAUCGUAGCAACAGUUUUUUUGGAUUUGAGCAGUGGCUUAUAAAACCUGACUUUCCUAACCAAAGGCAUGUUAAUUGUUUCAAGGAGAGCACUUGCUGACUUCAUGACCUGUAGAACACGUAACACUGCACAAAUAUGUUUACCAGUGAGAAUGAGUGGCUCUCAACAGUUGGGGUCCAUCGAUUUACAAUGAGCAUAGCUCUUGGAGUUUUGUUUGGUAAAAUAAAUAGUUUACACUUGAAGGCCAUUUUAUUAUGUCUCCAUCUAUCACAUUAUGUAUACGGCAUGAAUUCAGUGGUUGCAGAUACAGAUAGUUGCACACUUAUUUCGGUAUUCCGGUAGCAGAUCAUUGUUUUGACGCUUUAAUUGGUGAUAAUCAGACAUUAUCAGUAUCUUGAUCUGACCUCGGCUUAUAUGUGUUGAAAUCUCUGGCGUAGUUUGGAGGUUAUAAUCUUUUUUUGUUCAAAAAUGCUUUUCACAUACGUACCUGCUUGUCCCACCUUAAAUAAAGAAAUCUAUUGUUGCAUAACAA
Messenger RNA from Dermacentor albipictus, 2951 nucleotides. RefSeq names its product Isopentenyl-diphosphate delta isomerase (gene Idi). Gene Ontology annotation, cellular component: cytoplasm. Gene Ontology annotation, biological process: isoprenoid biosynthetic process; isopentenyl diphosphate biosynthetic process. The record is from RefSeq and is a predicted model, not a curated record. Lineage: Eukaryota; Metazoa; Arthropoda; Arachnida; Ixodida; Ixodidae. Gene Ontology annotation, molecular function: isopentenyl-diphosphate delta-isomerase activity.